AAAAUGUGGAAUCUGGCCUUGCAAGCCUGUCUUUGUACAAGGCUGCCCAAUCUCGUUCCAGUCUUUAGAUACUGGAGGAUGUAUACGAGAUGCCAAGGCCUCUAAAUAGGUUCCUUUCAAUCUGCGAAGUAACAUCCUUCCCCAGCUAAUCUAGUCAAGGUACAAAGCCCUCUUGUUGUAGCCCUGCACCUCCACAGAUUAUAUCGAAUCUCUCAGGAUUUAAUGCACCUUCUAAAUACAGAACCCUGGUCUAUAGAUUAUAACUAAUCUGUUUUGGCAUAAUGCACUGUCAUCCCUGAAGGGGCAGAAACCAGUAUCUCAUCUGUCUCUGGGGAUUAGAUACACUCAGUGAUUUGGUGCUCAGGCACAGAACCAGUAGUAGUUGUUACUGUAUUUCUUGGGUUUUUUCCUAUAGUGACAAAGAACUGCAAUGAUGGGCUAGGACCUGCUUUGCUAGUCACUGUACUAACACAGAGCCAGGAGACAGACCCUGAUCCCUCCAUCCAGUGAGACUAAUCUGUGCUCAAAGCAAGCAGCUAUGGGCUAAGGAUUUCCCAGCCUCGGGGCUGCCAGCUGCACUGCCACCUGCCUGACUUGUUACGUACCCAGCCAGUUCCUCGGCUUCACGUGGGUGGGGGGACGCUGGCCAACAAAUGGUCUCUGUGAGUCGCAGCGAGCCGCUACCCGCUUCCGACUCCCUGACGGACUCGCUGAGCACCCCGCAGCGAGGCAGCAUUGCUGCUGCUCUUCAGACCAAGAUGCCACCCUCCACGCUGCUGGAGAGCUGCAAGGAGGGGGUGCCCAGCGUCCCAGAGGGCUCCGCUGUUCUGUUUCCGGAUGGCAUCGGCCCUGGGCACGAUGCUCCUCUGCCGCCGUCCAAGUUUAAGAAGGAGGCUGAGAAACCCCAAGCCACCGUCUAUGAGGCCCACUUGAAGCUGCCUGACUUCUGUUCCAGCCUCUCCCAGAACUUCAUCCCCACCCUGGAGGAGAUCGAGGAGUUCUUGAAGGAGAAGAUGGAGCUCCUCAAGGAGGAGCUGGGUGAGAAACAGCCGGUGGGAGGCAAGCUCGAGUUCAAGUCGGAGAUCAACCUGGGAACCUCUGGGGUGCAGCUCGUGCCCAGGAUGGUCAUGGAGGGGGAUACGUCAAGCCCAACCCAGGCUGUGCUGGUGCCCGGGGCCACGGAUCUGGUGACAGCUCUUGGGAGCAUCCCUGUUGUCCUCCAGAUCCAGCCCAUCCAGGGGAACCGUGCGAGCCCCCCUCCCCAGGAGGCUUUGGGGGGCAUCAAGGUGGCGCACUUGGUCAUCAGCGUGCAGGGCCAAAGCCUGACCCUUCUCCCUCAGGCUGCCCAGCCCCUGGGGACCGUUUUGAAUCAGAAGUACAUCAAAAUUGCCCCCCUGCCUGUGGCUCUGAGGCCGGGGGAGCUGGGGGCUGUGCAAGCGGCUGAGGCCACCCCCAAGUGCCAGAAGGCUGCCUCUCCCAUUCUCCGUGUCCACCGGUGCUCCCACCCCGGCUGCAGCAAGACGUACACCAAGAGCUCCCACCUCAAAGCACAUUUCCGGCGCCACACUGGAGAGAAGCCUUACGUCUGCCUGUGGCCCAACUGUGACUGGAGGUUCUCCCGGUCGGACGAGCUAUCCCGCCACAAGCGCUCCCACUCUGGGGUCAAGCCCUACCAGUGCAUGGCCUGCGAGAAGAAGUUUACCCGCAGCGACCACUUGGCCAAGCACAUGAAGAUCCACAAGAGCCAGCGCGGAGCUGGGAGCCGGACAGCUCAGGGCAUUGGCAGCAGUUAACCCUCUUGCUUCUGCUUGAUGGAGCUGGGGUGGAAACCAGCUGUGCCAGGGGCUGAACAGCAGUACAAGCAGCCUCUCCUUUGGCAGGAGAGGAAAGGGACUCUUUGUGCAGGCUGUGGACGAUCCAAGGUCUAUCUCUGCCCAGUAGUGCCUUAUAGUCGGGGCCUGUCUCUGAUAGAGCCGUGUCCCCUCUAAAUACAUAUCAUAUACAUGA
Gavialis gangeticus (Gharial) is the source of this 2007-nucleotide messenger RNA. Its product is annotated as Krueppel-like factor 15. Gene Ontology annotation, biological process: regulation of transcription by RNA polymerase II. The coding region runs from base 654 to 1793 and encodes 379 amino acids. Gene Ontology annotation, molecular function: DNA-binding transcription factor activity, RNA polymerase II-specific; RNA polymerase II cis-regulatory region sequence-specific DNA binding. NCBI's taxonomy places the organism in Eukaryota, Metazoa, Chordata, Crocodylia, Gavialidae. The transcript is spliced from 3 exons. The record is from RefSeq and is a predicted model, not a curated record.